UGAAGAGAUGCCAUACCGCCAGCUCGUAUAAAGAGUGCGAGUGCGCUGCUCCAAAAUGUCUCUAUCCAAGCAGAGCAUUUUCACAGUAUCAAGUCGGUUUCGACAGUCCUUCCUUUUUUUUUUUUUUUUUUCACUUUUUUCACAGUUUAUUCAGAAGCUAUUGACUAGCUUCAUCACACUCCUUCAAUCACAUACACUCCUUGCAGAGCACACAAUCAUUAGCAUUUGUCCUACUCAUCAACCAAUUUUUUACAAUACCUUUCUACCAAGAUGCGUUUCACUCAGUUCUUCAACUACCUUGCUGUCGGCUCCCUUGCCGGCAUCGCCGCCGCCGCUCCGUUGGGAACUCGGACCCUGGAGGUCGAGGAGGGAGAGCAGUUGGCCUCCCGUUCCACCAACGCAGUGGUGAGCGUCAGCGCAUUGGCUGUCACUAGCGUCAACGACAGUGUUGGCAAGAGCUCCGGCUCAAACUCUUACACCAAGUACACCGGCGAUGGUUCGACGGCUGAUGGAUGGCCCGCCAAGUCCGACUGGCUUUCCUUCGAUGCGAUGUGGGAGGCCAACAAGGAUGCUGUCAUUGCCAAGUCCUGCAGCAACAAUGGCUGGGGCAAGGACAACUCGGCGACCGAGACCGCAAACAUCAAGAGUGCCAUUGAGAAGGUCGCCAAGGAGUCCAAGGUCGACCAUCGCUUCAUUCUGGCCGUGGUUCUGCAGGAAUCCAAGGGCUGUGUCCGGGUCCCGACUACGGCCAACGGUGUAAACAACCCUGGCCUCAUGCAGAGUUACCAGGGUACCGGUACUUGCUAUGGAAAGAGCACCUGCUCCGACUCGGAGAUCGUCCAGAUGAUCCGCGAUGGAGCUAUUGGAACUUCCUCCAGUGGUGGUUAUGGCCUCGCUUCUUACCUGGACUUGGCCGAUCGGACUGGAGUUGCGGCCUACUACCGUGCCGCCAGACUUUACAACUCCGGUGUAAACUCCCUUAAGUCGACCACCAACCUUGAUCUUGCCUCUGGUGCCACUUCUUGCUACGCCUCUGAUAUCGCCAACCGUCUCACUGGCUGGACGACGGCGACCUCUAAGUGCUCUAGCUGGUAGGCUGCUUCGUUCCCACAUAGUAGUGGGAUUGCAGAUAUAUCCUCCCAGCGUUGGCAUGAACAUGCCUUGAACACUUGGAUAUGGCGAUUAUUUCCGUUCAUUCUUUUUUUUCUAUACGAUAGGGGUGGCACAAACCUGCUCAGGGAGCAGUUGUCCCCUUAUCGCGAUUUUGCCUAGCUUUUUUUGUUCGUUCCCGUGAUAUCAUUCUGUCUUUGUAUUUCAAUUGGUUUUUACCUUCAAUUAGAAGCAUUGCUCGCUCUGAAUGGAUACCCGUCACCUGCAAAGCAGGUGACUAGAUGUCAUCUCAACAGCUAAA
Aspergillus piperis CBS 112811 is the source of this 1411-nucleotide messenger RNA. Its product is annotated as muramidase. NCBI's taxonomy places the organism in Eukaryota, Fungi, Ascomycota, Eurotiomycetes, Eurotiales, Aspergillaceae. The record is from RefSeq and is a predicted model, not a curated record. The transcript is spliced from 4 exons. The coding region runs from base 271 to 1095 and encodes 274 amino acids.